GGUCGGGAUUUGUGGCGGAUUUUUAAGUGGCAAGCAGUGCUUCAGCAGUACGCGCAGCUGUCGUCGAUUAGACAUUAAAGAAAAUACUAAAUGAAAGAUGCGCUACCAUUGUAUGAAAGAUGAAACGCAUUUCCGUUGCAUAGUGUACGGUGGACUUUCAAAUGUGUUUUGAACGCCGCAAAUAAGCAACAAAAAGUCGAUUCGAAAAAGUGGUUCUCACCUUGCUUGUGUCAGUGAUAAUGUUAAAUUGUACCAAAACACAUACAAAUCGUCUACAUGAAAAUGAAAAUAUGAAUUCAAAAGGGAACACAAUACGCUGAUAACUUGCUUAUCAAAUGAAAACAAACACGAAAUGGCUGCGAUAACACUGUUAUCUGUGUUUUCUCUAAAAUACUUUUACCUACUCAUAUACGAACGCUCUAGCGCUACAAAGCGUUGCUACCACAAAGAGGAAGUUCCUUAAAUUGAGUAAGCGAAAAGCUUACGUGUAAUUGCUAAACGUUGUGCGGUUAAACCAGCUCGUCAGUGAAGUAGAAACACGUCGAUGAACAGUUAAUUAACAAAUUCAUAUUCUUAAAAACAAAAAAAUACAAAAACCCACACCUAAAAUACUUAACAAAGAGAAAGAAGUGAUAUUCUUAGUAAAGAAAGUGUUGUAAAUCGUGUAUUUAACACAAACAUAUUGUGCGAUAUUAUGAACGAAUUUAUUGAAUUUCAUUGAAAUUCACGAGCAGAACUCACAAAAUAUUCAAAAUGGAUUAUAGAUAUAUGCUACUGCUACUCUAUUUCGGCGCAGCAGUGGUGCUCUCUUCUGCACAGCACGAGAAUAUACCUUACGAAAAUGUAGAGGAUAUUUGCCAAGAGUGUGCAUGCUUAACGGCACAUGACAGUGAUAAACGCUACCAUUAUUUACUUAGUUGUACUUCAAAGAAAUUCAAGCACAUAUUAGCACGUUGGCCGACUGGGUUCGGAAAGAACCAUGACAAUGUGGAUAUUGUGGCCAGUUUCUCGUACAACAACAUCGAACUACUGCAGCAGUUGCCGGCCACAGAUGCUCAACUCACCUUUUCGUGUCGUCAUUGUGGUAUCAAGAACCUGCAAGAGCCCACAUUCAUUGAUGUACCCAACAUAAGGCGACUAGACUUGAGUUGGAAUGAAAUAACUAGCGAUGUGCUGACACCCGGCGUGUUUCGUGGUCCAUAUCGAGUGACGCAUUACGAACCCAUACAGUUAGUGGACUUGGAUUUGAGUCAUAACAAAUUACAUACGUUAGACAAAAAAGUAUUCGAACACACACCAAAUUUAACGAAAUUAAAUUUGAGUUACAACGAGUUGAAGGUGCUGAAUACACCCACAGUUAUGGCUCUGUCAUCCGUGACCGGUUUGCAGGAACUUGAUUUGUCACAUACUGCCAUUAAAAACGUAUCGAUGUCUAUUUUCAAAUCGUUAGUGAAUCUACGUAUUUUAAAUUUAGCUGGUAAUGAGCUCACUAGCGUGCCUGAUAAGCUGCAAUUGAUUGGCAGAAGUCUAAUUUCACUGAAUUUGGCACAAAACCCCAUUGAACGCUUCACGGAGGAGAGCUUUAUUGGUUUGAAGUCCUUACAGAAUUUGAAUAUCAGUUAUAUGCCGAUUUUGAAGACAGUCGGAAAGAGUGUAUUCACACGCUUAGAAACCUUGCGACGUUUAGACUGUGCACACAACCCAAAAUUGGUAGAAUUCGACAUGGAAAGCUUACUGCAUAGCAGUAAUCUAACUGACCUUGACAUUUCUUACUGUGCACUGACGGCAAUUUCACUCAUAGUGAAUGUAACGGAUAAGUCCAAAACGAACAUCAGCAGUCUUGCCAAACCUUGGACCCAUUUACAUACAUUCGUAACUUCUGGCAAUCCUUGGCAUUGCAAUUGCAGUCUCAUUCAGACCAUGGAAUAUAUCGGUGCACAACACAGCAAUAUGGAUACACCAGCGCGUUGUAAUACACCUUACUUCCUAGCGGGCUCUAUCAUACCCAAUUUGACUUCAGAGGAAAUAUGCAGCUUAAAGAUACCCAGCAAAAUUAAAGUCGUGGAAGAGGAGCCACCGAGAUUUCUGCGCAAACGGUACAUCAUGUUGUCCGUCGUUACCGCGGCUGUGGUGGUGUCGAUUGGUGUAAUGCUCGGCUUCGCAAUUGCAGCUAUACGUCGGCGAUUGAAACGCGAUGACUUUGGCAUUGAACCAAUACGUUACACUAGUGUGAGAAGUAGUAAUUUAUCGGCCUUCUCUCACGGGAAUACCAAUUCCAUUGUUGUGAGUGGGAAUGGUACGACCAAUCCCAGUGUAUAACCAUUCUUAUGUUUAUAAUAGCGCAAAUUUGUUCAUAAAUUUUAGCAAUUUAUGUACAUACCUUCCUACUGUAUGCCUAUUAUAAUAUUUACAUGUGUACAUACAUAGACAUUUACGAUAGUGAUUCGUUUAAUAAUAUAAAAUAAUGCACUUUUUAUAAUUAUUUAGUGAUAAACUCACAUAUUAAUACCUUUUAGGGGUUGCCUACCAUUUAGCUGUCUGAAAUGGUAGGAGAUUUUUUACCAAAGAUGUUUGUAUGUAGUUCGUAUGUACAGUAUAUAGAGCGUAACAAUUUAAAACCAUCAUUUGACCGUUUUUGAAAAGAAAUCCGUAUUUAUUAUGUGUAUUAUAUUUGACGCAUCCACGCACAAGACAAGUUGCCAUUUGUAAAAUAUUCCGCUGUCUACUUAAAUAUUAAUUAGUAAUAAGAAAUUUUCUAUUACCAUUAAAAAUAAUAAAGUAUUAAAGAGUUUUAA
Zeugodacus cucurbitae (melon fly) is the source of this 2795-nucleotide messenger RNA. RefSeq names its product chondroadherin. The record is from RefSeq and is a predicted model, not a curated record. The transcript is spliced from 6 exons. Gene Ontology annotation, cellular component: extracellular matrix. NCBI's taxonomy places the organism in Eukaryota, Metazoa, Arthropoda, Insecta, Diptera, Tephritidae. Gene Ontology annotation, molecular function: protein binding. The coding region runs from base 754 to 2319 and encodes 521 amino acids.